AUGCAAAAAAAAGUUCAUACCUGGGCUGAGAUUUUUAGUGAGAAAUAUAUUCAUCUUUUUGCAGAUAAACCUUGUGAUUUGCCACACAUAGAAAAUGGACAGAUUGCCCAGUACUAUUAUAAUUUCAAAAGUUACUAUUUCCCAAUGCUUAAGGAGAAAAAACUCUCCUAUUCUUGUAUGGUGGGUUAUACAACUGAAACUGGGACUCAAGAUGGAAGAAUAACUUGUACAGUGAACGGAUGGUCUCCAGUGCCACAGUGCUACAAAAAAUGUAACAAACCUCUUCUGGAAAAUGGCUUUUUUUACGGUACAGAAAUGUACUUCAAAAUACAGGAGAAACUGCAAUACAAAUGUCACCCGGGCUACCACGCUCCAAACGGUGGCACUGAAGAUACAGUGCAAUGUCGGCCAGAAGGAUGGUCCUCCCUGCCAAGCUGCACUAAAAAAUUUGAGUCGUGUCAAGUACCCAAUUUACAUCACGGCAGCUACUUCACAGCCCAACAAGAGCUUCAAUUGAAUGAAACGCUGCUGUACAAAUGUGAUGAGGGAUAUCAUACUGCAGGAGGAAACACUACAGAAGCUGCAGUGUGUCUAACACAUGGGUGGUCCCGGACUCCAAACUGCACUAAAAAAACUUGCUCUUCUUUGAGUGCAAUAGCACACGGAGGCUUCUAUCCUGUGAAGAAAAGCUACGAAGAGGGAGAUGUAGUUCACUUUUUCUGUGAGGAAAACUAUUCUGUCAGUGAAUUUGACCUCAUUCAAUGUUAUUAUUUUGGAUGGCAUCCAGAGCCUCCCAUGUGUGAAGAGGUAAAAAAUAAGUGUCCACCACCACCGCUUCCUCCUCAUGCGCAUAUCAUCACAGUUAGAAGAACAUACCAUAAUGGAGACAAAGUUCACAUACAGUGUCAAAGUACCUUUGAAAUGCGAGGAUCUGAGGAAAUCCAGUGUGAAAAAGGAAAAUGGACAUCACCCCCUAUUUGUAUUGGAACUAUGGAUAAACAGGAAUCUGAGGCACCACCAUCACUUGAGGCAGAUGCAGCCACAAGGGCAAGCAAAACAUAUCACAGUGAAGAUAUGAAAAUGCAGCAAAACUGUACCUCCCCACCUGUGAUUAAAAAUGGUGCUGUUCUUGGUCCAUUAUUGACAAGUUACAAAAACGGUUCCUCGGUAGAAUAUGGCUGUCAGCGUUAUCAUUUUUUAGACGGACCUAGUACUGUUUACUGUGACCAAGGAAACUGGACAGAACAACCAACUUGCUUAGAACCGUGCACUCUUAAUGUAACUGAUAUGAACAACAACAACAUAGACUUGAAAUGGAGGCAGGAAGAAAUAAUUUUCCUACAUGGUGAUCUCAUAGAGUUUGAAUGUAAGCAGGGAUACAGUUUUCUCCGGACUACCAUUCCAUCUCCUGGGAGGACACGAUGUAACCGCGGCAGACUGAAAUAUCCAAAAUGCAUUAUGCAAGCUCCAACUGAAAAAUGUGGCUCUCCACCUUCUGUUGUGAACGGAGCCCUUACUCUCCCACCCCUGACCCAAUAUGACAGCGGUUCUUCAGUUCAGUAUAGUUGCUCUGACUAUCAUUUUUUGCAAGGAUCUGAGAGAAUCUACUGUUCCGAAGGACAGUGGACUUCACCACCAGUUUGUAUAGAGCCAUGUACUUUGUCAAAAAAUGAAAUGGAGAAAAAUAAUGUGCUGCUGCAAGCAUUCUAUGUGAAUCAAGUUUACUUUUACCAUGGGGAUUAUGUUGGAUUUUACUGUAAGCAGAACCAUUUUGGAGCAGAAUCCGGUAAAACUUUAUUUCAAGUGCAGUGUAACAGAGGACAGCUGAUGUAUCCAAGAUGUGUUGAAAGAGGAAAAUAA
Messenger RNA from Balearica regulorum gibbericeps (East African grey crowned-crane), 1860 nucleotides. NCBI's taxonomy places the organism in Eukaryota, Metazoa, Chordata, Aves, Gruiformes, Gruidae. The record is from RefSeq and is a predicted model, not a curated record.